GGAUUCAUUCGGUGACUGUGUGUGUCACCGUGGGGGCCAACUCUCGCUCGUGGAAUUCUUUGUGAAAGUCAAAACCGAUAAAAGAGAGUGAAUGGCUUUGGUAUUUCAUAUUGCAAAAAAUCGUGUCAGUCGCAUUUGCAGAAAGUAUCCCACUGGACAGUCUCGUCCAACAGGAAGUUUUUUGGUGUCUCUGAAAGUUAUUCUAAAGUGUUCUAAAGGGAAAAUCCCACGGAAAAGAAUGGUUUUGAAACAUUAAAGACACUUUCCAGGAAGUUUCGAUUGAACCAGGAGAAAGAACGAUGGCAAGGAGGAGAAGUCAAAUGCUGUCAAUUGGUUUAGUGGAGUGUGAGAACAAAAUCGAUUACAGACUGUAGGGACUUUUGUGUGUAUCCAGAGCAAUCAUGGGGAUACUGAGAAUGCUGCGACGGUGUCGAAUGCCCCGAUGGUCAGCAAUUCUUGUACCCUUCAUUUUCUAUGCAAUCUUUAUCAUUGUGGUGCUCAAUCUUUCCUUCCCACUUCGGAAGCGUCCCGAAGAUACAACUCCAGAUUACUUGUCGACUGUUGGCAAGUCUCCAGAGACUGUGAUUCUCGCCAGUGCUGAUACAGAUGGCACAAAUCUCCUGAGGUCCACUUUUCGCAAGGCUGAUUUGGAUUCAGAUGGCUUUCUGAAUAUUCAGGAGCUAGCAAAAUUUAUCAAUGGACGAGUUAGAGAACAUAUCCAGGCUGCUGUUAGGGCUAAUCCUUUUGCAUUUGCUGAGAUUGAUGUAUCCCCGAGAGAUGGGUUAGUGACAUGGGAGGAAUAUCAUGCACAUUUCCUGAAAGAUCAUGGACUAGAUGAGGACUACAUAGGUUCACACAGUGAGCAAAAGCAUGUGGGAUUGGACAGGAAGACCAAAGAGACCAUAAUGAGAGAUAAAGCACUGUGGCUAGAGGCUGCAAGGACAGAUCCUUUCAGUCUAACUUUGGAUGAAUUCCUGGCAUUUCGCCAUCCAGAAUCCAGUGCUGCAAAUUUAUUGAGCCUCGUGGAUGAUUUGCUACGACAAUUUGAUCUCGAUGGUGAUGAUAUCCUCACAAUGGAGGAAUUUAGUUCGAAUCCUGACGAUGAGGAGGAUGCCAAAGUGGCCAAUUCAGCGUCUCACCGAAAAAGUGUGACGGAGAAAAAGGAAGAAUUCCGGAGAUUGAUCGACAAGAACAACGAUGGGAAAGCAGAUCGCGGAGAAUUGCUAUCAUACAUCGAUCCUCGACAUCCUCGGCAUUCCCUUCAGGAAGCUGCCACCCUUUUCAGUCUCGCAGAUGCCAAUCGUGAUGCUAAAUUGUCCAUUGAGGAAGUUCUGGCCCAAGCUGGUGUUUUUCUCGCAUCGAAGAUGAUCAACACCGCUGAGAAUUUCCAUGAGGACUUCUGAGGGAACUCUCGGAGCCUCUCUCUCAAGAAUUUCCGUCCCAUUUUUCAGCUCAUUUGACUUCUCAAGAAUUUAUGUGUAGGAAUUCUUGCACAUUUUUGGCGGGAGAUUCGCGCACAUGAAAACCUGGCAUACAUUUGGGCGUCUAAGCACUUUAACAGCUUCAAUAAUCCAAGCACUUGAAUCAGUUGCAAUUAGACCGGAAUCAUGGGAAGACCGCGAAUCUUAUGGUUCCGACAUGGAUUGCGUUUUCACGACAAUCCCGCGCUUCUUGAUGCCAUUCAACCGUUCCAAGAAGAGGAGGAGAACAACAAAGGAAUACAACUCCUUCCCAUCUUCAUUUUCGAUGGUGAAACUGCGGGAACAUCACUCGUGGGUUACAAUAGAAUGGCUUUUUUAUUGCAAUCCCUCUCGGAUCUCGACGAGGGUUUUAGGAAGCUCGGUGGAAGACUUCUUUUGUUCAAAGGGGACCCCAGUAGCAUCUUCAGGAAGCUUCAUGAGGAACUGGGAAUCGCAAUGAUAAGCUUCGAGCAGGAUUGUGAGCCCAUUUGGAAGGAUCGAGAUCAGAAAGUGGCCAAAAUGUGCCAGGAUUUGGGGAUAAUAUGCAAUGAGAGAGUCUCCCAUACACUCUGGACGCCUCAGGAUGUCAUUCAAGCCAACGGUGGAGUCCCUCCACUUACCUUCAAAAUGUUUAUGUACAUUUCUGAUGUUGUGGGAAAACCUCUUCGUCCGGUACCCAAUCCUGACUGGACUAAUGUGCGUUUUCCGCAAAUCCCGUCCAAUCUGGCAACAGAACUGAAUCUCUGGGAAACUAUUCCUCAUCCUGAGGAUUUUGGAGUAUUCCCUGAACCGGAAAGGUCUCUCAAACAUCUCGAAUGGAUUGGUGGAGAGACUCAAGCUCUGCAGAAGCUCAAAGAUCGCCUGAAUGUAGAAGCUGAGGCUUUUCAGAAGGGCAUUUACUUGCCCAAUCAGGCUUCUCCGGAUCUCCUGGGUCCUCCAUCUUCCCUAAGUGCUUACUUGCGCUUCGGCUGCCUCUCUGUGCGUAGAUUUUACUGGGAUUUGCAUGAUUUGUUCAAUUCCACGAAUCCAGGAGCUAAUCUUGGCGAAGCUCCUCAUAUUACCAGCCAAUUGAUUUGGAGAGAAUAUUUUUACACGAUGAGUGUGAAAAAUCCCAAAUACGCUCAGAUGAAAGAGAAUAUUAUUUGCUUGAACAUCCCUUGGGAGAAGAAUCCCAACGCAGCAACGAUUGAAGCCUGGAAGAAGGGACUUACAGGAUUCCCUCUUGUCGAUGCAGCUAUGAGACAACUUCUGGCCGAAGGAUGGCUUCAUCAUACCCUACGGAACACUGUGGCAGGAUUUCUGACCAGAGGCGUUCUCUGGAUCAGUUGGGAAGUUGGUCUAGAGCACUUUCUGAAGUACCUUUUGGAUGCCGAUUGGUCUGUUUGUGCUGGAAAUUGGAUGUGGGUAUCUUCGUCGGCUUUUGAACAACUCUUGGACACUUCAAAGUGCUGCUGUCCAGUUGCCAUGGCCAAUCGACUGGAUCCCACCGGAGAAUACGUAAAAAGAUACAUUCCUGAACUAAAAAAUCUACCUCAGGAAUUUAUCCAUGAGCCCUGGAAGAUGCCCAUGGAAUUGCAAGAGAAACUCAAGUGCAUCAUUGGAGUGAACUAUCCAGCUCCAAUUGUGAAUCUCAAGGAAGCAAGUGACCGCAAUUUGGAAGCCAUGCAACGCCUCAGGGAUUCUCUGAUUGCCAGAGGAGCCCCAAAAGACGGACCACCCCAUUGCAGACCGUCCAAUAAUGCUGAGAUUUUAGCUUUUUUCAGGGUACCGCACCCGGAAAUGCCCUAAUUUGUAUGCUGUUGAGAUAUGUCCCAAAGGACUUUGUUUUGGGUACAAUUUUAUUAAAAAAAAACUUUGCCGUUUGAAGAAUUGAUAAUUGGGAAUGUGAACAAAAAAAUAUCUUUAGUCGAUGUUCAACUGACUUUAAAGACUUAAAAAGGAAAUUCAGAUACGUGAAAAUAUCAUAAGAAAAUUUAUAGUAAUACAUUUUCAUAGGAUUAAAAAAACAUGAUUGAAAAAACGUUACUCAAUGGUCCAUGUCCUUUCAAUUAAUCGUGGUUAAUUUAAAUUUAAUGAAAAUUUAACUUUUCAGAACAUUUAAAGUACAUUUGACCUCCACUAGUGGCGCUGAAAUCAAAAUUAGGAAUGUUAUGCGUCUUGGAGGCCAAUGGUGAACUAAAAUGACAAUUGUGGUUCAAAUGAAAAUUAAUAAAAUAAAUUUUUGAACAACUUAAAGGAACAUAUUUUCUAAUAACACAUUUGAAAAUUAAAGAACAGCAUUUCUGCAACUAAAAUAUCUUAAGUUGAAAAAUUAGAAAAUGAGGUUAUGUUAGAAAAAAACCCCAAAAUAAAAUUUAACAAUUAUUAUCAAUGUUGAAAAUUUCUGCAAUAAAAUACGAGAUUAAUGUGACAAGUUUACCACUGAAGAAAUGAACAAAAACGUUACUCUACACUGAGAAAAAAAGAGGCUACGAUUAAAUUUUUUUCGUCAUAACUUUAACACUUUUUAGGUGUAAAAAUAUAUCAACAUUUUUUAAUGUUAAUUUUACAGCUUUUGAAGGUAAAAUCAACAUGAAAAAAGGGUAACUUUAACCCAUAAUACACCUAAAAAGCAUAAUAUUUACACAGAUUUCGGAUCAAUACUGCAGGGUAAAAUUAACAAUUCCGGAAUCUUAUUUUAACUUUUUCGGAUUUCUCUCAGUGUAGGGUAAAUUAAGCUAAUUCAAAAUCUGUUCUAAAUGGAAAUUUUUAGCUAUUCCAAAUGGAAACGUCAUUGUUUUCAUGACAAAUACAGUACUAAAUUAUUAUAUUUAUAUAUUUUCUAUAGCACAGUUUCAUUAUUUAGUUAAUUUUGCUCCAAAUAAAGAGAAAAUCUAUUCAUAUUCACAAAUUUUAAUUUGUUAAUUUUUCAGAAAAAUUAAAAGUGUACCUUUUCACCAUCGAAUUUUUCAUGGAUCGACCAUAUGUUUUCUAAUGAAAAACAAAAAUGUGAUUGUUCUUUAUUCGUUUUUUUAAAUUUAUGUAAUAUUUAUGGCAAAAUUUGUGAAAUUAUGUAUUAAUUUUUAUUGUUAACAGUGCGUGGGGUUUUCAAAUGAAAUAAUUACCUAUUUCGUGAACAAAAAGGGUUUUUCUGAAGUGUCUGCAAAUGGUUCAAAUGGAAACACCGGAAAAGUGAUUUUUUUUAAAGGGAUUUUGUUAUUAUAUUCGAUGGGAAAGGAGAAAAGACUAGAAAUAAGAACAAAUCCUACACUCAAGAGCAACUGAACAGGGUUUUGGAAGUUUUCCGUCGCGGUUUCACUUAGACUGUUUGUCUCCAAUUAGAAACUUUCCCUUGUCUCCAUUUGGAUUAAUUUGUUUCCAAUAGAAGCAUUUUGCACUCGUGUAUUUUUCUUGUAUUUAAGAAGUUUUCAAAUUCCAAUGAAUUUUCAUUAAACAGAACACAUUCUAGAAGAGUUAAGAAGCAAAUUUAUGUAAUUCUCCUCAGAAAAAAAUUGAACUUAUGCUGAACCUUCUGUCAAAGUUAAAGCGUCUGGAAAUGGUUUUGAAUUAGGACAUUUACCUUGACUACAUUUUUUUCAAUGGUAAAUGUUUUUCAAGUGUUUUAUUAAAUUAAUUUUCUUUUAAUUACCCACGUAGAACUUUCAGAAAUUCCAGAUAUUAUUUACUUAAGAGGUUAUCUGUUAAUCAGAAAGCGGUUCCGAAUAUAACCUCAAUCAUUCAUUUACUUUUUCUUUUAAAAGUAUCUCCAUUUUCAACAAAAAAAUCGAUAAUUUUGAGAUGAAUAUUUGAAGUGUAAAGCAAAGUUGCCUUUACAUCUGAACUAUAUUGACUUUAGUAAUUUUAAAAAUUGAUAGUAAAAUUUAGUAUGUUUCACUUGUUAGACCACAUUUUACUUCUUUCAGCUUUUCUGCUUUUCAAAAGAAUAUUAUUAUCAGUUCAAAAAUGACUUUAAUAUUAUGAACCUCAUACUUUGGUUAUUUAAUCAGGAUGAUGUUUUGCAUUUUAACUCUUUCGUCUCUUUUGGGACUCUGAGUACCCAAAGCAACAUAUAUGAAUAUUCAGUGAAAAACAAUGUUUUUUUUUUAAUUAUUCAGAACUGAGAAAAAUUCAAUUCUUGUGAAUGAUUACAAACUAUAAGGAUGUCCAAAUGUAAAAUAUUUUUUUGUAGGACCUCAAUUAAUUCCUGAGCUUAGAUAUUUUUGAUUAAAAAAUGAUGAAAUAGUUUAAAAACUAUGAGCAAAUUUCUUUAAUUUUAAUUUUACCGGCGGUUAAUUUUACCCUCAAAAAGGUGUAAAAUUAACAUUAAAAAAUGUUGAUAUAUUUUUACACCUAAAAAGUGUUAAAGUUAUGAGGAAAAAAUGUUAAUCGCACCCUCUUUUUUUCUCAGUGCAUAAAUUUUUCUAGUGUGUAGGAGCCAAAAGUCUCUCAGAAAAAAUAAAAGAAAUUCACAAUAUUCGAAGGCAUGAACGUUCGAAGGGAGCAUACACGGUAAAAAAUUUCGGCACGUAUUUGUUCCAAAAAUUAGCUCGUCCACGGACCCCAUAAUUUUUGGCAUAAUCUUGUUCAUUUCAUGAGACUCAAAAAGAUACCCAAUAUUAGUAACGAAUUUGUUCCAAAUUGUAGCUCGUCCACGGACACGAUAAUUUUUGGAACAAAUUUGUACCUUCUAGGAGGAACAAAGAGAUACCCAAUAUUAGUAACGAAUUUGUUCCAAAAAAUAACUCUCGUCUAGUAUAAAAUCGUUUCCCUCCUCUCACACUCAGUCACUCGUCACCGAAGUGAAGAGGAUGCCAAAUCUGUGGCAAUUUUCGUGCUACAUGGUUUUACUUUCUUAAUUCGAGAUUCCCUUCCUCUCCUGCCAGCACUCGCAUAUGAUUUCGUCAUGCACGCGUUUGUAUAAAACACUCUUAAGUUGAUUCUUAUUUGAUGUUCCUUAUGAACUUUCGCCACCGAAAUCCAUCUCGACUGAAGUAUAGGCCUUAACUGUAAGACGAAAUCACUUACACGGAUUUGUUCCCGACAAUGGGAACAAAAAGAUUCCCCAUAUGAGUAAAAAUUUGGUUCCAAAAAUUACCUCGUCCACGGAAACCGAAAAUUUUUGGAACAAAUAUGUUACAGAUGUAGGAAUAAUAUUGUUAUAAAAAAUAUGUACGAAUUAGUUCCUGACAGUGGGAACAAAACAGUCGAGUGCAACAAAUUCUGUUCCAAAUUUCGGGAACAAAUUUGUAUAAAACGAAAUCAACUCAAAUUUAUAGACAUUCCACUGUAUCAAAACGGUUCCAAAAGAAAACUCUAACAAAAUUGUAACUGUAUUUUGUAACGAAACUGUAAAGAAAACCUUUUGGAACAAACAAAUAUCUUCUCUAGGUACAAAUUGAUUCUAAAAAAAUGUGUUCCAAGGAAAACUUGUUCCAAUAUUUUGGUCAGUGUCUAAAAGUUUUUACCGUGUACUUUCUCUUAUAAAGAGAUACUGAUGUGAAAUUAAUUAUCUCGAUGGGGAAUUCCAAAUCGUCGAAAAAAAUCGAUUCCGAUUACCGACAAUUUCCGGACUCCUCGAGAAAAUUAGAUAAUGAGGUCCAUUAAUAAAUUAAUAAAAUAUUUAAGGAUGGGUUUUGUGUAUUUGUCAGCACCAACAAAAUUGUUUUACUCGAAUGCCAUAUGCAAUUGCAGCGUAUUUUUAGAGGUUACUGGAAAAUGCUCUUUUUUUCAGGUUAUAUUCAACAUAACCUCUUCAUUUCGAAACUCCGAAUUCUGUGGUUUUUCGAUGUGUUAUUAGAAAAUUCCAUUUCAAGAAUCAAAAAAUGACUAAAUUAGUUCACUGUUCAGAAAUUGCACUAAAUAAGUCGAUGGCACUUGAAAACUUUGCAGAAAAAGUUACAUUACGAACUGUAAAUAGAAUAAAGAUAGAAAUAACUUUUUCAUACCAAAUAUCGCAGAAAGAAAUGUUUACAAGAAGAACAUUGUCAAGCCGUAGCACAAAGGUUAUUGAAAUAAAAAAAAUUGUGAAGGAAUUAAGCAAAACAACCCUCUUUUAUUCACCUUCAAUAAUUUAUUUGUUUUUUAUACACAUACUGAACAAGUUUUAAUUGAUUAGUUUAAUUUUUUUUUUUUUUUUAAUAUUUUCUUUUGUCUCAAAUAUCUGGACUUCUCUCUCAGACAUCUCACCUCUGGUUUGUCUUUGCGUGUUUUGUGAACUUUUAUUUUUCUUUCUUUUUUUGAAGAGGGCGAAUAAAGAAAAUUUUCUAAUUUUGCUAAACAUGUUCCACCUGCUGUUCUAUUACUCCCAUUUUCAAUCACCAGGGGAAAAAUAUAUAGUAAAAGGGACCACCCAAUAAAUUGGAGGGUUUAUUAUUAAUUCAAAUUCCAGAUCAAAAUGAAGGUGCGAGAGGACAAAAAAUCCCCUUUUAAUUGAAAGAAUUGCUAAGCUUAAAGAAGAAAAUAUUUUAGGAAUUACAACAAGAAUCAUUCUCACACUUCCAUACGCCCAUAUUCUCUGUUUUUUUCUUUUGAAAUAAACAUAGUUUCUCCCACUUUUUUUUUCAAUAAAAAUAAUUCCUACUAAUGCUAUUGACUUAAAUCAAGAAUAGUUUUUUUUCUCCUAUUAUCCUCUCUGUUAUUUUCCUCUGUAACACCAGAGAAUUCAUUGUAUUUACUAAUCAUGUUUUUUUUCUACUAUCUUUAAAACCUCUUUAAUAUAACCAUUAUUAUCCACAUUAAAUAUUUCACACUAUUGCUGGAAAAAUGACGCUCUUCUGCUGAAUAAUUUUUCUUUCUCCUGUGAAGUUUACGUGAAAAUAUCUAAAUACGAAUCAGGAAGGAUUUUUUAUCGCAAAUAUUUUUCUUUUCUUUUUAAAUACAAUUUUCUAAAUUAUAGUUUAUAUUUUUUUUUCAUAGAAAUUAGCUGUGCUCUGUGGUAUUUUUUUCAUUCACUCUAAAAUAGUUUCUGUUAAUAUUUUUUUUGUUAGUUCUGAAAUGCAUUUAGGUGGUUUCUCGAUGACGAAAAAGAAGACUUAUUUUUUCUUUGCUUGAUUAAUGUUAGUAUCUUGCGACUCGUACGCUUUACUGCAACUCCUUUAAAUUCCAUAUUUUGCAAAAAAAAAAAAAAAUAGUAUUGAACCUUCGGUAUAAGCCCCGCCCAAAAAUCUUUUAAGACACGUCUCUUUAGAGAAAUAUGACAAAUGAUGGAAAACAUUUCGUGUUUUUUUAAAGAUAUUUUGUUGCUAUACCAUUUGCAGUAAAAUAGUAUUGAAAUUUCGACAGAAGCCCCGCCCAUCGAUACUUUAGGACACGCCCCUUUAGAUAAUUGUGACAAAUGGAAGAAAAUAUUUAAUUUUAUUAAGAUUUUUUUACUACGCCAUUUGCAGAAAAGUAGUAUUGAAGUUCCUACAGAAGCCCCGCCCAUUAAUACUUUAGGACACGCCUCUUCAGGGAAUUAUGACAAAUGAAAGAAAAUAUUUAAGUUUAUAAAGAUUUUUUGUUACUACGCCAUUUGCAGUAAAAUUGUAUUGAAGUUCCUACAGAAGCCCAGCCCAUCAAUAUUUUAGGACACGCCUCUUUAGAGAAUUGUGACAAAUGGAAGUAAGUAUUUCCAAAUUGGAUCAAGGGCUGGCGUAGUGCGUAUAGAUAGGGAACUCAACGGUGAAGAUGUGGAUUUCAAGUCACCUUACAAUGAAAAACAGUUCUUUAAUCUUGCCCCAGGACCGAAAGCUCUGGGCAAGAUUGAAGAAGUGAUUUUCUUUGUGGUGACUUGAAAUCCACUGGCCAUCACUAAAGAGUACCCUAUCUGCAAAUAUUUUCUAAAUUUUGAAGAUUUCUUGUAACUUCGUCAUUGACAGUAAAAUAGUACUGAGCUUCUGCAUAGGCCACGCUCAAAAAUAUUUUAGGACACGCCUCUUUAAAGAACUGUGGCAAAUGGUAGUAAAUAUUUCCAAAUUAGAUGAAGUACUGGCGUAGUGCGUACAGAUAGGUGAUUUUCCGGUGAUGACCAGUGGAUUUCAAGUCACCUCAGAAAGAAAAACCCUUCUUCAAUUUUACCAAAAGACCGAAAGCUCUGGGCAAGAUUGAAGAAGUAUUUCCCUUUGUAAGGUGACUUCACUGGCCAUCACCGGAGAAGCCCCUAUCUGUAUAUAAUUCCUAGAUUUUGAAGAUUUCCUGUUACUACACCAUUUGUAGAAAAAUAGUAUUGAAGCUCUUAUUUAAGCCCCGCCCAUAAAUAUUUUAGGACGUACCUCUUUAUAGAAUUAUGACCAACUGAAGUAAAUAUUUCUUAAAUUCUUUUUCUUAAAGUUUAUUUUUCUUUGUAACUGUGCCAUAUUUGAGUAAAGUUUCUUUAGCUGAUUGAGUUUAAACAUUAGCCACUGAUAAAAUUUAAACCACGCCCCCCAUGCAACUUUUAUUUAAAACGAACGAGAGGGAUAUCGAUUUCAUAUUUAUCUAUAUCAGGGCUUUUAAAACUAAAUUCUCUUUAAAGCACAGAAGUAAGAAAGCAAAGUAUUCAAUAAGGUAGGUUUGAUGAUGUCCGCUGCCGUCUUAGCACGACUGACCAACCUUCAGAAGAAAACGAUGGAAACGCUUUUCCAGGAGGAUAAGAAAAGGUUUACUAUCAUGAGUUUAUUCCAUUUAAUAAACCCAAAAAGUCUUAAAAAUCCGUAAAUAAAAUUAUUUAUAGAUUUGAUAAGACCUUUUGAAAAUAGU
This is a messenger RNA of Phlebotomus papatasi, 10154 nucleotides long. RefSeq names its product cryptochrome-1 (gene cry). The coding region runs from base 1608 to 3248 and encodes 546 amino acids. The transcript is spliced from 5 exons. Gene Ontology annotation, cellular component: cytoplasm; nucleus. Gene Ontology annotation, biological process: circadian regulation of gene expression; entrainment of circadian clock by photoperiod. Gene Ontology annotation, molecular function: FAD binding; DNA binding. The record is from RefSeq and is a predicted model, not a curated record. Lineage: Eukaryota; Metazoa; Arthropoda; Insecta; Diptera; Psychodidae.